Messenger RNA from Spinacia oleracea (spinach), 732 nucleotides. RefSeq lists its product as uncharacterized. The transcript has a single exon. Lineage: Eukaryota; Viridiplantae; Streptophyta; Magnoliopsida; Caryophyllales; Amaranthaceae. The record is from RefSeq and is a predicted model, not a curated record. Bases 1 to 732 code for a protein of 243 amino acids.
AUGCCAAAGGAUUCUCCUCUGUGCCGAGAAAUCCUAGAAGAAAGGAUGGAAAGGAUAAAAAUCCCGACAGGGAGAUACGAUGGGACGACGGAUCCGGAGGAUCACUGCACCACAUUCGAACAGCACAUGAUGUUGUACACAGAUUCUGAUGCCAUGUGGUGCAAAGUAUUCCCAUCCACACUCUUAGGAGUUGCAGCAAGCUGGUAUAAGGGCAUAGAGGCACACUCCAUAUACAGUUUUCGACAGCUGCAGGCGUCGUUUUUGUCACGAUUUGUGAGCAAACAGAAGAGAAAGAAAUCGUCGGGAGAGUUGAUGUCGUUCGCUCAAAGAGAUAUAGAGCCGUUAAGAGAUUAUCUCACCCGCUUUAACAACGAAUCAAUCACUAUUCCCAAUUUGCAGCAGGAGGUUGCUGUUUUGGCUCUGAUGAGGGGAAUGCAAGAGUGCGAAUUCAAGAAGUACCUCAGCCGGAAGUCAUACACUAAUCUGGGCGACGUCUUGCACAAGGCCAAUGAGUACAUCAGGGGGGAUGAAAUGAUGAAGAUCUCCAAUGUGGUAGUGGCAACCGGCGGAAAUGUCGGGUACAAUCCAGGCUGUAACCCCCAGGCGGGAAAAGGAGGAAACAAUUUUCACCAGAACAAUAAUCAGCAAGGGGCAAGCCAGAGAAACCAGAAUAACAGAAAUGCCAAUCCACAGGGGCAGAGACCCCGGCAAGACAGAAGGGAGUCCAGAUGA